AGAGGUCAGUCCCCUGGUUGUGUGCAGCACGGCAAGUUUGAACUCAGUGCUUGUCUUUUUUGUUGUUGCAGUAGCUAUGUUUUUGCUAAAAAACUUAAAGACAAUUUAGUAUUUUGGUGUGGGAGUCAGGCAGGCAUUGGACAAUCGAGAUGUGCAGCUUGAUUCUCAUCAAGGCAGAGACCAUGAGCCUCCAGGGGACAUCACUCUUCUCUUGCGGAGUCAUGGAGACCGGCAGCAGGUGGGGUGACGUGGAUCUGGGCCGGGUGUGUUGUGGAGCCCUGCAUCACCAGAGACCCUCAGUGGAGUCCAGUUGCCUGGAAAACCUGUGGGAUGUCCUGCCGUCUGAGGUUCUACCCUCCCACUACUACCAGAGCUCAGUCCGCUGUGGGGACAGAGACGCAGGACUGAGUCCCACCAGCAUCACCUCCAUCCCAGGCACCAUCACCAGCCUGCUACAGGACCUGAGCCUGGGUGAGGCGUCAGCCGCUUCAGCCCCCUCACCCUCCGCCGCUCCUCCCUCCAAACGCCAGUGCCGCUCCGUCUCCUGCUCAGAGGACCUGGGAGGCUGUAGGUCGGCCUGGAGGCCCCAGGGGUCCGGGGUGUGGACGGCUGUGGCGAAGAGGCGAUGCCACAGCGGAGGAAGUGUCCAGAGAGGAUUUGCAACAGGAGGAGGGACACGCUCUCAGCAGCUAGGGUUCCCUGCCAUGCAGCGUAGCUCCAGCUUCAGCCUGCCAGCUCGCUCCAACACCCUCUCCCUGGAUCUCACUGGCUUCACCCCCUGCCCUUCCUCCUUCAGCGGCUUAGCCCCCACCUCUUACUCCUCAGAGCCCCCCAGGCCCUUCCUCUACCUCUCUCAUGAACAGAUCUGCCUCCCAGAGAUCCAGGGAGGCCCGGCGUCGCCCCUGAGCUCCCCAGACUCCACCCCAGAGAUGAAGCGUCGUGCUGGGCAGGGGGGGCUGGCCCGGAGUCGCUCUCAGCCCUGUGUCCUCAGCGAUAAGAAGAUGGGUAUGAAGCGGAGGAGACCAGCCGACUCACACAAACAGAGGCCUUCUCUGGAUCUGACCAAGAUGACACAGAAACUUCGGAAUUUCCAAAGCCUCAGCUGCCCUGGGAUCACUGGGGACGCCGGCUAUCAAUCAACCCAGGGCCCGCCCCCUCUGAGCACCACUGACCAAUGUGAGACUGACUUCGCCUCUGCAGGCGAUCAGGGAUUGGACGAUCCAACCGCCAGCUCCAAAGAGGGCGGAGUCGUCACCAGUGUCUCUGGGGAGGAGGAUCCAGCCAUCUGGCUGAGCUCCCCGGUCUGCGAUGACGUGACACACUGGGCAGCCACUGGCACCAGGAAGGAUGUGUAUCAGCUGGGAGGAGAUCUGGACAUUGAUCAGAUCGAGAGGAACUGAACCGGGUCGUGUUCAUUAGGCACCAAAUGGAACAAAACAGACUGAAACGAGGAGGGAGAACCUGGAUAUGUCCAAUGAGAAAUGCUGCAAAAUGUUAAUGCUUUUUUUUCUCAUGUUCCCGAAUGAACAUGACCCUGAACUAUUCUUACCACCCUCAGGGGAAAGGGACUGAAUGACCCUGAACUAUUCUUACCACCCUCAGGGGAAAGGGACUGAAUGACCCUGAACUAUUCUUACCACCCUCAGGGGAAAGGGACUGAAUGACCCUGAACUAUUCUUACCACCCUCAGGGGAAAGGGACUGAAUGACCCUGAACUAUUCUUACCACCCUCAGGGGAAAGGGACUGAAUGAACACGACCCUGAACUAUUCUUACCACCCUCAGGGGAAAGGGACUGAAUGACCCUGAACUAUUCUUACCACCCUCAGGGGAAUGGGACUGAACGACCCUGAACUAUUCUUACCACCCUCAGGGGAAAGGGACUGAAUGAACACGACCCUGAACUGUUCUUACCACCCUCAGGGGAAAGGGACUGAAUGACCCUGAACUAUUCUUACCACCCUCAGGGGAAAGGGACUGAAUGACCCUGAACUAUUCUUACCACCCUCAGGGGAAAGGGACUGAAUGACCCUGAACUAUUCUUACCAGCCUCAGGGGAAAGGGACUGAAUGACCCUGAACUGUUCUUACCACCCUCAGGGGAAUGGGACUGAAUGACCCUGAACUGUUCUUACCACCCUCAGGGGAAUGGGACUGAAUGACCCUGAACUAUUCUUACCACCCUCAGGGGAAUGGGACUGAAUGACCCUGAACUAUUCUUACCACCCUCAGGGGAAUGGGACUGAAUGACCCUGAACUAUUCUUCCCACCCUCAGGGGAAUGGGACUGAAUGACCCUGAACUAUUCUUACCACCCUCAGGGGAAUGGGACUGAAUGACCCUGAACUAUUCUUCCCACCCUCAGGGGAAUGGGACUGAAUGACCCUGAACUAUUCUUACCACCCUCAGGGGAAUGGGACUGAAUGACCCUGAACUAUUCUUACCACCCUCAGGGGAAUGGGACUGAAUGACCCUGAACUAUUCUUACCACCCUCAGGGGAAUGGGACUGUGAAAGGAAAGAGGAGUUGGGUGGUAUAGUAGGUAAACCCUGCUGACAGUCUUAAAGGACAAAGACGAGUACAGUAGUCCAUGUGAAGGGACCGGCUCCUGCUCUGUUUAAACCCUGUAGAGUACAGUAGUCCAUUUGAAGGGACCAGGCCAGGCUCCUGCUCUGUCUGGACCCUGUAGUGUACAGUAGUCCAUGUGAAGGGACCGGGUCAUGUCUCUGACUGGACCCUGUAGAGUACAGUAGUCCAUGUGAAGGGACCGGGUCAUGUCUCUGGGAGUGAAAGGUGAAGGAGGGUCUCUGUCUGGGCUAUCAGCAUUUCUCUCUUAGCCUGAAUGCCUUAUAAUGAUGUACUGGGUAUGAACAGAAUAAACAGCUGGUUUGUAUUGUGAUGUACUGGGUAUGAACAGCUGGUUUGUAUUGUGAUGUACUGGGUAUGAACUGAAUAAACAGCUGGUUUGUAUUGUGAUGUACUGGGUAUGAACAGCUGGUUUGUAUUGUGAUGUACUGGGUAUGAACUGAAUAAACAGCUGGUUUGUAUUGUGAUGUACUGGGUAUGAACAGCUGGUUUGUAUUGUGAUGUACUGGGUAUGAACUGAAUAAACAGCUGGUUUGUAUUGUGAUGUACUGGGUAUGAACAGCUGGUUUGUAUUGUGAUGUACUGGGUAUGAACUGAAUAAACAGCUGGUUUGUAUUGUGAUGUA
This is a messenger RNA of Salvelinus namaycush (lake trout), 3208 nucleotides long. Its product is annotated as protein FAM53B-like. Gene Ontology annotation, biological process: positive regulation of canonical Wnt signaling pathway; protein import into nucleus. The coding region runs from base 150 to 1400 and encodes 416 amino acids. The transcript has 4 exons. The record is from RefSeq and is a predicted model, not a curated record. Gene Ontology annotation, cellular component: nucleus. Lineage: Eukaryota; Metazoa; Chordata; Actinopteri; Salmoniformes; Salmonidae.